Messenger RNA from Stylophora pistillata, 1319 nucleotides. RefSeq lists its product as uncharacterized. The record is from RefSeq and is a predicted model, not a curated record. Lineage: Eukaryota; Metazoa; Cnidaria; Anthozoa; Scleractinia; Pocilloporidae.
ACAGUUGUUGUAUAGAGAAGCGUGUGUUCGAAAUAUUUUAGUUUAAAACGUUGAAAUUAAGCACCAAAUGUAAUUCCGAUCGGUUUAAAACCGUUCUAGUGCAUUAUGCCCGGUGAGAAUUGUUCGAUUCUUGGUUGUGGGACCUGUAGAAGGUCGAAAGGCAUGGGAAUUUGGAAGCUUCCAAAGCCGAAGGACGAAGCGCACAAGAAAUGGCGCGACGAAUGGCUACAGCAAAUCACUCGAACACGAGAGAUCGAUCAUCAUUUCAAAGAUCUAAUAGAGAAAGAUCGUGUUUACACUUGAGAAAAGCAUUUCAAGCCAGAAGAUAUCGAGAUAUUUCGAAGUGAAAAGAUGACGAAAAAGAAACCACGAUUUGGAGCGAUCCCGACAAUUAAUAUGCCAAGAAAGAGCCACGAGACGCCGAAGCCAUCACCAAGAGUUCCGAUUACUCGUACUUGAAGUCACCAAUGAAUGCACUCAAGGGCCUCAAGGGCCUCAAUCGUACUACAAAAUUCUCACCGAUUUCAAUAGAAGACUUUCCAAUAUCAAAUCUUUGAAUCAUUAGGAAAAGAGGAUUCUUGAAGAAAAAGUUGUACUCAAAAAGAUGGAUGGUCAGUACGUCUUGCCCACGACUGAGAUUAUUGUGGCAGACAGUCUCACCUUUACAGUUAAAGUUUACGGCUGCUAUUUACCCGAGGAUCACCCAAUAUACAUGAAAUACCGUCGCUCUGAGAGAAACAUAACAAUCAGCCGCUUGGUUGAUGAACUUGAAGGCUAUAUUAUUUGUUGUGGUGUAGAGCUAAAUGACUCAGACUGUAGUAAGCUACUGCACCAUGUUAUCCCAACAUGCUCAGAUUCAGGUGAGUCAGACUCGGAACAAUUUCCACACAAAGGAUAUUGGAGGGCUAAAGGCUGCUUGAUUUAUGCCAGUGAUUCAGUCUGUCCUGAAUGUAAAGAGCAUGCUGCUCAGAAGGCAAAGCCAAGACAAAGUGGCACUUUGAAGCCAGCUCAUGUGAAAGCUCCUGUGUCUGUUACAGAUCCAAGAAGAAUUAAGCUCACUCUUCAAGAGCAGAGACUACGCUGCUCAGAGCUUGAACACCAGUUAGAUGAGAUGCGCAAUGAGCUUAAAAAGUCUAGCAUAAACACUGAUCAUGAACUGGGUAAUGAUUUUGCUAAACUCUUCAGUUCAGCUGACAAAGAUGUUGCACCAUUUAUGAACCUCUUUUGGCAACAAAAACAACGAAUGGCUACCUCAAGUAAAUAUGGAGUGCGAUAUCACCCAAUGAUCAUUCGCUUUUGCCUGUCUUUGGCAGCAAAGU